GAAAGACAACGGGUGUUUCUUCUUCCUCGAAGCUCCUCCGCAUCCCUAGAAAAGAAACACUCUUCUUCUCCUUCCUUCCUCUCCACGAGGAAUUUUCGGAGGAAGAAAUCCCAAUCCAAAGAGCUUACCUACCGCCACCGUUCUCCUCCCUCUCCUCGCAGAAUUUUCAGAGGAAGAAACCCAUAAUCCAAACGGCCUAUCGCCAAGAAAGUGAGAGGAAACGCAGAUACAUAUUGCUUCCACCUGCGUGAGAGGAUGAUCCCGUUCAUACAGCAGAGGAGUUCCAAGUUGAUCUAGCCGUGCUAGCCCUCGAGCGGAAGUCCAUCGAUGGCGAUGAUGGAAGCGCAUGGCGGCACGCCGAGGACCGACGCCGGCGGGAGCAGGGUGGAGUCCGAGCAGAGGAAGCUACGGCGCGUCGAGCUCCCCUCAUGGUCCUGCCCUCCCAACCGGCCUCCGGGCACCUGAGCUGAGCCUGCUCUGUGUUCUUGUCUUCUGCUUACUCCUCUCUCUCGAUUUGCCUCUUUGAUUUGUGUUCCUACGACUCGUAGUCUGAGGGAGCAAGCUACGAUCCUUGUGCCCUUCUCCUUCUUGUGUCUGAUCCUGUCCUCCUGCGGCGCAACGACACGGCUUUGCUCCCCAAGGGUCUCGCCAUUUCUGAGGCGAUUGACCUUGGGAGAAGGUCUUUUUUGACCUGUCUGGACCACUGUGUUCUUGGGAACCAGGCCGUCGGUCUCGCUGUUGUUUCCUUCCUGUUGGCCUCCGUUGUCUGCGCUCGCAGUUACACAGGUCAAUAUAUUCUUGGGAAACUGGGGCGUUCGUGCUUUGCAGCCUCCUGCUCCUGUCUUGUCGUUGUCGCGAAGAUCUGUGACAUUCGGGACAACGAGUAUACUCGGUUCUUGGCCCUGGUGCCUGUAAAAAUCCUUGUUUCGCAGGCGUCAAGCUUGUCUCCCCCGUGGCAGUUCAAGAAACCAUAUUCUGACCCAGCUGCGCAUUUCACCUCGACGGUUUCUCUCUAAGCUUCAUCCAGUACGCUCUCGAUCUCACGUCCUUUGGCCUUGUGGGACGAGAUGAACUCUGGCCCCUUCAGCGGCGCGGUGGGGCUCUACGAUGGGUUUUACGGUGGUUUCGGCGGCGGGCAUGGACAUGAACAUGGCUUUGGCCAGCAUCUGGGAGCGUCGACGUCGUCGUCGGUCCUGCUGGAUGGCGGGACGGGGGAGCUGGCCGCAGCCGCCGCCGCGGACGUGCCGAAGAGGAAGGGGGGAGCGCGGGAGGAGAAAGCGGCGACGGCCCUUAGGAGCCACAGCGAAGCGGAGCGGCGGCGGAGGGAGAGGAUCAACGCGCACCUCGCCACGCUCCGGAGCAUGGUCCCCUGCACCGACAAGAUGGACAAGGCGGCGCUGCUCGCGGAGGUGAUAAACCACGUCAAGAAGCUCAAGAGCGAGGCUGCGCGGGUGGGCAAGCACUGCCCCGUCCCGUCCGGCGCCGACGAGGUCACCGUCGAGGUCGUCCAGCAAGCGCAAGCAUCCCCGCAACACAGCCGCGCCGGCGCCGCCUUCCUCGUCAAGGCAACGCUCAGCUGCGGCGACGGCUGCGCGGACCUCUUCGCCGACGUGAGGCGCGCGCUGCAGCCGCUCGCGCCGAGGGUCGUUGGCUCGGAGGUCACCACGCUGGGCGGGCGCGUCCGGAUCACCGUCGCCAUGUUGCGCGAGGGCGCCGUGACGGCGGCCUCGGUCCGCCAGGCGCUCGACUCGGUGCUCGACAGGGUCGCCAGCGCCGCCGCCGCCUUCGAGUUCUCGCCGAGGGACUCGCUCCUGGCCAGCAAACGCCGGAGGGUCUGGACGUUCGACUCCUCCAGCUCUUCUUCUUGAGACGGCCGGCUCCACAGAUAUUGAUUCGGACGGACCGACAGUAGCUAGCACGCUCUGGUGGAUGCAUGCAUGCAUGCUGGAUCCCAUCCGGCUUCGCCCACAGAUUGACUCUGAGCCUGCGAUGCAAAGAUCGUACGACUUGACUUUUCAUCGGUCGUGGCUCGUGGAGAUAAAAAAGCAAAGUGCCAUGUGAACAUUGCUCAGUAGUCGUUGCUGGGGUUGAUUGUCUUUUGAUUUGUAUAAGAAUUGACAUUUUCCAAGCUA
Molecule: messenger RNA, 2132 nt
Organism: Triticum dicoccoides
Lineage: Eukaryota; Viridiplantae; Streptophyta; Magnoliopsida; Poales; Poaceae
Product: transcription factor bHLH30-like
Exons: 2
Coding region: 1068-1868 (266 amino acids)
Biological process (GO): regulation of DNA-templated transcription
Molecular function (GO): protein dimerization activity; DNA-binding transcription factor activity
Source: RefSeq, a predicted model, not a curated record